This is a messenger RNA of Linum tenue, 1264 nucleotides long. NCBI's taxonomy places the organism in Eukaryota, Viridiplantae, Streptophyta, Magnoliopsida, Malpighiales, Linaceae. The record is from the annotation of a GenBank genome assembly.
AAAUGUGGGUCAGCCCAAGCCAAACGAUAUGGGCCUUGCUUGGCUCUGUGGCCCAUUUUCCGACCUCGAUUGCGGAACCAAAAACCUUGGGACGACGUCGACGAGUGUCGAAACCCAAAAACCCUGCCCUGAACUCGAUCUCUCUCUCCGUAAACAAUAGUUCGUUGUUAGAAGCUUUCUCUGCACUGCGAAUCAAGGAAUUUCGACCACGGAGCGAAGAAAUGGGACGGGCAGCUCUUCUCCACUUGAUCCGAUCUCCAACCAGAUGCAUAUCUUCUGCCACCAACCGCUUACCUUCAGGUUGUCAACCCUAUAGGACCAUCACAUGGUUGCACCAUCCAAAUGCUAGACCCAGCUUCACUCCUGCUUUCUCGGCGCAGAAAAGGUGGGCAUCUCAAGCUGCUGCUGCCGAAGAAGAUGAUAACAGGAUCUCCAUUGGUCCACGCAAGGAUAAAUCACCUGAAGAAGACAAAGAUGAUGAAGACGAGACCGGGAUUGUUUAUCGAGGUCCCAUAUCAUCAACGAUCAAGAAAGUUAAGAUGCUAUCACUCUCCACCUGCUGUCUGUCGGUCUCCCUGGGACCCGUCAUCACCUUCAUGACGUCAACAGAUUCGAACGUGAUCCUCAAGGGUGCGGUUGCAUCAUCCGUGAUCUUCUUCAGCGCCUCGACCACCGCGGCGCUGCACUGGUUCGUGAGCCCUUACAUUCACAGGCUGAGGUGGCAGCCUGGUUCCGACAGCUUUGAGGUGGACAAGAUGUCCUGGCUGGCCACGUUUGCCAAGGAGACCAUCCGAUUUGCAGACAUCCGUGUGGCGGAGACCAACCGACCCUUUGUGUCCUUCAUGGCCAAUGGUAAGUUUUACUUCGUGGACAAAGAGCACUGCCACAACAAAGCAUUGCUUGCCAGACUUACCCCGCAGACGCGGGAAUCAGCAUUCAAGAACUUGUGAUUGGAGAAGGGGCCGAACCAUCCUUGCAAUAUGUACCAGAGAGCUUAAUUCCUCUUAUCUGGUCUCGACACUUGAUCCUACCCGAUUUAAGCUUGGGUUUAUGACUAGCUUAAAACUGUUUCAGGUAGAAGGGAGUUUAGAUAAUAAUUUUAUGCAGUCGAAUCCCAUCGAGUUGCUGAAGUUUUGCUGGCGGUGAAGAAUAUUUGUUCGAAGAUCUUUCAUGUUUGAAAUUGCAAGAGUUAUCGCAGUAUUAUGUACACAAGUCCAGAAUCCUCACUUUAUAGUUUAUACAGAAAGUGCUAUUUCUCAUACAA